This is a messenger RNA of Lymnaea stagnalis (great pond snail), 6444 nucleotides long. Lineage: Eukaryota; Metazoa; Mollusca; Gastropoda; Lymnaeidae. The record is from the annotation of a GenBank genome assembly.
GCCAUGUAGUAAACUAGUAGUAGAAAAACUAGUAUUUUUCAAAAUAACCCAGGUUUGAUCUAGCAAUUUCCCAGGAUUUCAACAUUUAUAAUAUGGUUUAAUAAAAUAUUUAUAUUGGAGUAUUUGAACGUUAGUGCAAAAAUGGGCGAAGGUGGCACAGGCUUCGUGUGCUUAAUUCGGAAUAGUGAAAUCUUGUGAACGUAAUUUACAUGGAAAUAUUACUUUUUUUUUCUAAUUUUCAUGUAGUUAGUUACAACUGCAUUAACUUUAUAAGCCUAACGGAAAACUGACGGGAAUGGUCCCUGGGCUUGUUCUUAAAGUGCGUCGCUUCACACUCCGAAAGCGGUAGGGGCACAAAGAAAGAGUGAAAGUUUGGGACACAGGGUGAGUGUGGAGGCCCCGUGGAGGGCAAAGAGUGUGGAUGACGUCAUGCUUUCCUUUCAAUUAUGCAAAUAAAACCUAACAUUGACAAGGAUGCUGAACUUUCUGUUGUCAUGGAUGUGUGCUGACAGAAGAAUUCACUUUAUCAAUUCAAUAGUUUAAUAGUCAGUAGCUUACUACUAGUACUAAGCUGCUUAGGAUUUAGAUUAAAUGUAAGUUGUUGAUUUUUAAAUAAUUGUUCAAUUGGAAAGUGUGAAGUACUUGAGGAGGGGGUGUCUGCGCUUUGAGACAGACUAUGACAGCCGGAGGGAGGGUGAGGAGGGGGUGUCUGCGCUUUGAGACAGACUAUGACAGCGGGAGGGAGGGGAUACGUUUUUACUAAAGCUGUUCUGAACAAUGAGCUACAUAGACACUGACAUUGAGACUGACAUUGGGCUUGGCACUGACAUUGGAAUUGACAUUGACACUGACAUUGACUUUGAAGAUCUUCAAAAACAUAAGUUUUAUUUUUUAUUUAAAUUUAUCGGUUGUUUAUUAUUGUAUUGUCUGCUGACGAAUGCAUCGAGCCGAAACGUCCGCUUAAUUGUCUUGUCAUUUCUCUUUAAGCCUGACUAUCUUGCUACACUAUUUAAUUCUUUACAUGGCUUGAACGCAGUCCAGUCGUAUAUUAACUUCUAUUUUAGCCAACUAAAAUAUAUACAUUAUCCAUGCAUUUUUACUAUUUAAAAAAAACGAUUAAAUUAUUUUAACACUAGAUUAACAUUGUAAUUAAACAUCAUUUUCAUUGAAACCACUUCCAGUCGCUCUCAGAAACAGCCAGACACUGGAGUCCUUUAAACCCGAUUUAAAAACACAUCUAUUUCGCAAACACCGUCUGGGGUGAUGCAAUCUACAAUCUUUUUCAGUUAAUGUAUAUUGGCUUGAGUUGCUUAUGGUUGAAAUGGGAUGAAAGACUUUGACUUGGUAUGCUCGCAUGUAGUUUUUAUAUUGUUGCGUCUGUUUUUAAAUGUGGUAAAUUUUAGAUUGUUUUUAUUUCUCUUUUUAAUAUGGUUGACUUUGUACCGCGCUACGAGCUUUAGGGGAUGAAGCGUGUUUUUCAAAUAAACUUUAUUAUUAUUAUUAUUAUUAUUAUUAUUCAUAUUGUAAUGAGUGACCAUUUCAUACACUGUUAAAUAAUUUACAGUUUAAAUGAGGGGAAAACGAUACAGCUAAAUUUAAACAUUUUUGUGCAGCUGUGAUUGUAAAUAAAUGUAUCGCCGCAGUUAACGAUCUGAUCAGGUAAGUUAAAAAGUUUAAACAAAUUCCCCCAAAUAGUGAACGAAAUAUUGUUCCCAUUCCUUUACAUCUUUUUGUUUCUUUCUUUCACAAUAAAUGUUUUUCUCAAAAAAUGAAAUUUCCCAAGGUUUCGUUGGGUUUUCAAAAUUAUUCCCCAAAUCCCUAGAAAAGUAAUGAACUCCUCUGAUCUGGGGUAAAUUCCCAAUGUCUGGUAGCACUUAUUAGCUCUCCACUUUACGAAGUUUUAUAUGAAAUCUUUAAAGCAAAGUUAUUUCCCUUCUCAGAGUCAAGACGAUCUUCAAUACCAUCUGCGUAUUAUUUGCGCAUCGAGUUAGUUUAAAAUUUUGAUACUUUGCCAUAAGUAACACAAGAUUGAUAAUUGAUCUCCAGAGAAUUACACGUAAAUGUUGUUUUAAAAGUCAUUUUCAAAAUUUUCUUCUCAUUGCUUGUCUUCAAAAGUGUUAAAAACCAAUUGUCGAUACUGAUACUCUUAUUUUGAAAAAAAAAAUUUUUAAACGUCAGACUGUAUACUAAGAGUGAAGAGUCUAAGAGCCUUCUUGUCGUACUUCUGUUUGUUCUGUUCACCGAAGAAGGCUCUAAGCCAAAACGUUCACAUCUUAUUGUCCCGUCUUUUGAUUCAGGCUUCAACAUACUUUGUUUUACAAUUUCCCUAUUUAAUUUACGCAAAGCAGGACAUUUAUUUAGUGUAGGUACUUUGGUAAAAAAAAAUUAAAUGUUGUAAAAAUAAACCUAUGGCAUAGUUGAAUAGAGCUAUGUUUUUACAGAUUUAUAACACCAAAGCUAUAUAAAUCUCGUUUUAAAUUAUAAUUUUAUAUGACUUUUAUUUUCAGAACUAAUGCUGUACUGUACUGUAUUAAAAAUAAUUUUAAUAAUGUUAUACAAUUAUAAAUAAAUUAUAAUUUAUCUAACUAUGCACUAUGUAUAUCAGUAAAUUUAAAAUAAUGUAUUAAUAUAUGGCUUUUCUGUUUACUAAAUCUACAGCCUUCAUUAUACCGGUAUAUGCUAUAUAGUCUAUAGGCCUAUAAGUUUGAGGCAAUAAGGCAACACACCCCCUAAAAUACUGUUUGGGAUCUACUUAUUUUGAACUUUCAACUUUGGCACAUGACUAAUAAAUUUAAGCUUUCCCUGAUCAAUGGUUUAAUAGUUUUUGCACACGGCAAACUCUUAAGAAUGAAACUCUGAGUUAGUACUAUGGUAUAGCGGAGUAUAGCCAUUAUAUGCCAGUGGCUGUGAAUGUUUGCCCAUGAUGUUUUGCACACAGAGAAUUCUGAUCGUUAAUAAUAUGGACUCUACCGGGUUUUUAAAGCUCAAAUUAAAAUAUUCUAGUUUAAAUGACUUCAAAAUGCAUUCUGAAACACAAGUUAUCAAGUUUUCCGCAUUUUAAAGGAGGCGUGAUCACUAAUCCAAUAUGGUCUGUGCAACCUUUGCAUAAUAAGGUCAAUGUUGAGGAGAAUUGUGAAAAUGUUUAAUGAGCUAUCUCAAUGAAAUUUUGCACACAUGUACUUCAAUAAAUUAUGCAGGCCUACAUUUAAUAUGAAAGACCUACUUUGAAUAUUUAGACCAAAUUUUUUAAUGCAAAGAUGCCUUAUAUUGACUUACGAUUUUCCUCACUUAAAGUUGAUAUAAAGAACAAAUAAACUCAAUGGGAAUGUAGGUCAACAUUUCUCCGACUGUGAAUGGGCGGAGUCAGACCUUAAUUAUGGGCCAAAAGGACUACUGUUUUAUUCAAAUUGCAUGCACACAAAAAAUUAAAAACUCUGAUUCUUUUGCGCCGACGCCCAUUUUCAAUACAAAUUUACUAGGAGUGUCCGUUGCUUUGGCGAAGUACCUAGACACAGCUUGAGCAGUCCUUCAAUUAUUUUCUUUUUGUUUAAAUUUAACAAGGAACCUAUCCAGUGACACAUGCUUUUUGCCUUAUUUUUUAAAAUUUAGCGGAAAUGAGACACUGCAUUGACAUUUAAAUCUGUUGUAGUGUACCCAUAACAAAAAUUGUCAUAACUUUAACAAAGAUUGUCAUAAUAACUUAUGUUGUUUUUAUAAUUAAGAUUUCAAAUGUAAUAUAUUUUAUUUCACAAAUAAAUGUGAACAGUUGACAUUUUUAAUGAGCAAUAAUUUAGAAUUCAUUCUGUUAAUUCUAGUAUUUUCAUCUUCUUAGAUUCACUUGAGUGAACUCAUCUUACCACCAUGAUUAUUCCCAUACGAUGCUUCACCUGUGGCAAAGUUAUUGGAAAUAAAUGGGAGGCAUACAUUGGCCUGCUUCAAGUUGAAUACACAGAAGGGUAAGUAGAUGUCAUAAGUGGGGAUGGCACAGACAGCUCCACUAGAGUAGAAAUAAAAGGAAUAGCUAGCAUAGGGCAUACUAAGGAUGAACUUAUACUUAUUGAAUAAAAACCUUUCUUAUUAAGUUCUUCUCUAAAAUUGUGUGUGAUUUUCUAGAUUGCAAGCUAUAGUAUAUAAUUGUCCUAAUCACAUACUUUUGGAAGUAUCGGAACAUUAAAUAUUUCAGAAAAUAUCACCACGUGCUGUUUAAUUUGUUUUAAUUCUUAUAAUCAUGAUAAAUUCACCAUUUCAACCACAUGUGGCAUAUACAUUCUGGGUUUUAUUUUGUUCAAAUGUCUGACAUCUUUUGUCCACACAUGUCCACACAUGUGUGUGGUGAACUCAUCCAAGAUUCUUUUGUGAGAUGUAUCACAGUAUCUCUUAGUAUUUUAUUCCAUACAUAUAUGAUGACAGUAAGAAAUAAUAAAUAUAGGGAGUGGAAAACCUGGAAGAAGAUGAAACAAAACAACGAACAUGUCUGCAAAAUGCCAACUUGUACUACCUAAAACAAUAGCAAUACCUGUACCCAUAAACAAUGACAAAGAACUAAGCUGAUGCUCAGUGAUGGCCAAGGGCAAUCUCAUUUGUUAUUUCGUAUUCCCCUAAACUAUGAUUCAUAAUGCCCUAGCCUAUCUUUCAUAUUUCCUAUUACCUACAAACAGUGAUGAUGUUAUGGUUUAUCUAUAUACACAUAAAAAUGUUGCCUUUGAGUAGUAUUAUUCCCAUCAUGAACUAUUUUCAAUCUAUAUACUCUAUUGGUGCCUCUUUUUUUGUGGGUGUUACCCUUCUAAAAGAAGAAGUUCUAUAGCCAUACAACUGCAGUACACACUAUACAACUGCUGUACACACUAUACAACUGCAGUACACACUAUACAACUGCUGUACACACUACACAACUGCCAUACACACUACACAACUGCCGAACACACUAUAACUAUAAAACUGACGUACACACGUUUUGAUUCCUAAAGGAUGCUCAAACUAUUUCCUUCCCUUAGUGCAAGUGUUGAAAUCUAUUUAAAGUGAUUACCAACGAUGAAUGUCACUACAUAUCAACUUAGCAAAUACCCAUGUGAUAUGAAAUGCCAUAUUAUUAUUAUGAGCUUUUUUAUAGGUAGUUGCCUACCUACCAUAUUAUGUCCUACCAUAUUAUGUCCUGGAAAGAGGUCCAUGGUUUUCAAAAAAAAAAUUGCUUUGUUUUUUUCAUUCACCAAUGACAUGCUUGUUCAUGCACAAACCACUAUUUGUUGCAGUGGAGGUAGUUUGUUGUUUAACUUUAGAAUUCCCUUAUAAACACAAAGUGUUUAAAUAACUCUGGAAAAGGAUCAAGUUUAUUAUUUUGUCAGUUUCCUAAGCAAUGGGGACAUGUGAUGAAAAAAACAAAAAAAACAUGUGUUCCAAUUUUUUCCCUUAACAUUUCUUGCAUUGGAGACUUGAACAUUUUUUUACCCUGUAUUAUUUUUUUUAAAUUUUCAGUGAUGCACUUGAUGCGUUAGGGUUGAAACGCUACUGCUGUCGCCGUAUGCUUUUAUCUCAUGUUGACUUGAUCGAGAAACUUCUCAAUUAUGCUCCGCUUGAGAAGAGUGAUGCCAAAUGAUGUUUUGUUUUCUCAAAUGACAUUGUUAUAAAUAUUUGUACAUACGCCAACUGAUGGAAAUUCUUGUACAUAAGCCAACUCAUUGAACUUCUUGUAUGGUUCAUUAGGGAAAUUAGGGAACAUUUUUGAUUGAAUAGUUAUGUAGGAUUCCUAGUUGAGUUUUAGGAGAAAUGUACUUUUCAAUUACAAAUAAACCUGGCAAUGUCAAUAAUUAAUAAUUUCAAACUUAUAUUAAUUAUUUAUAUUUUUAAAACAAACAAUUGCCUGACAAAAGUUUGUGAAAUUGAAGAAUUCAUUCUAUUUAAAGAAUCUCUGAAGAAAUCAAAUGUAGAUCUUUUGACACAUCAGUUCAUUUCUUGAUAAGAUCAGGUCUACCAUUAAUUUAUGUCCUCAUGCAUCAAUGGGAUGGGAAUAUGGCUUAGUUGCAGGCUUGCGGACAGAAAAUUGCAGGUCCAUAAAUAUUGGUGUUUAGGACCCCACCUUCCAAAACAAAAAAAUCUGGUAAAAAGAUAUAAGUAUUACUUCACCAUGUCCUCAAACUUUAAGACAAGGGAAUAUAUUUCCCUGGGCAUUUGAUGCCUCAAAGUCUUUUUGUUUGUAUUGUUCAAUUAAUUAUAAAUAUAGGAUUAUAGUUUAAAAUGUUCCAGUUCUAUUUGCAUUUGGUUUCUUAUCUUUGGCUACAUAUCUCGGGAGGAAGAGGACACUUGCCUAAAAGUACAAUAAUUGUCAACUCAUGUUUGCCUGGGGGAAUGCUGUGUUUCUUAUUGAUGCUUUGUUUGUUCAAACAUACACACACAUACACCUCAUUCCAUGAAAUGUAAAUAAAAAAUCGGUUAAACUUUUUUUUUAAA